GCUCCAGACAACAGUUGACACGGUCAGUUUCGACUAAGACUACUUUCGGUGGAAAAAUGGCUGGACCGUCCAAGACGCUGGUCUUUAUCCUGUUCUUUCUGGGAGUUUCGUGGUCGGCAAAACCCAUCUCGGUGCUUGCUUCAGUCACGGUUCCUGAUCGGACGUCCGUGCAAAACCGAAUCACGUCUCUCCCGGAAGGUUAUGAGCCAAUUCUCAACUCGAACGUAGCUUACAAGGUCUACAAGAAUACGCUAGUAUCGUGGAUGGAGGCAAAAAUACUGUGCGAGAGUGAAGGUGCUCGUUUGGCAGUGGCUGACAGCCGGGAGAUUUACGCCCGCUUGGUACAUCAAAAUCCGCAGAAGAUACACGUGGGCGUUCACAGUCUAUUCGACAAUUGGGUCAGUCUUCGUGACGGAUCAGUCUUAAGUGACUUACCAUGGGAAGAGGGUGAACCUUCCGGAACUUAUGACUGCGUCUGUAUCUCUACGAUUGGCGGUUAUCUCCGAAAUACCGAUUGCUACAAUUGGAAAUCAAGUUACGCCUGCGAAGUUCCAAUUCCUCAGGUGCGCGUUUAG
Neodiprion fabricii is the source of this 575-nucleotide messenger RNA. Its product is annotated as hemolymph lipopolysaccharide-binding protein-like. The record is from RefSeq and is a predicted model, not a curated record. The coding region runs from base 57 to 575 and encodes 172 amino acids. Lineage: Eukaryota; Metazoa; Arthropoda; Insecta; Hymenoptera; Diprionidae. The transcript has 3 exons.